This is a messenger RNA of Myotis davidii, 3164 nucleotides long. RefSeq names its product RNA binding motif protein 10 (gene RBM10). Gene Ontology annotation, cellular component: nucleus. The coding region runs from base 365 to 2956 and encodes 863 amino acids. Gene Ontology annotation, molecular function: RNA binding. Gene Ontology annotation, biological process: mRNA splicing, via spliceosome. The record is from RefSeq and is a predicted model, not a curated record. The transcript is spliced from 23 exons. Lineage: Eukaryota; Metazoa; Chordata; Mammalia; Chiroptera; Vespertilionidae.
CAAUGGCACUCGUCGCCAUUUUGUGCUGGUGGUUGCGGCUAGCGGGGAGUAGGCGGCGGCGGGGCUCCCGGGGAGGGCAGCGCGCUCGGCGCUUCGCCCCUUCCUCCCUCCGCCUUGCUGCCUCCAGCUUUGAACUUGGUGAUUGCACGAAGCGGCUCCUGCUGAGCUGGGCGAGUUGGUGGAGGAGGCUGAGGGCCGAGGUGAUGUCAGGGAGCCCUCCCUUGACAGCCCGAGCCGAGAGUCCCUGCAGGAGGCACCACCCAGGCUGGCAGAUCAUGGUGGCAGCAGCGGGGGUGGCUGGGAAGUGAAACGGAGCCAGCGGCUGAAGAGGGGCCCUAGCAGCCCCCGAAGGUCCUAUCAGGACAUGGAGUAUGAAAGACGGGGUGGUCGUGGGGACAGGACUGGCCGCUAUGGAGCCGCUGACCGUUCCCAGGACGACAGUGGGGAGAACCGCAGCCGGGACCAUGACUACCGAGACAUGGACUACCGUUCGUACCCCCGCGAGUAUGGCAGCCAGGAGGGCAAGCACGACUAUGAUGACUCCUCCGAGGAGCAGAGUGCAGAGAUCCGUGGUCAGCUGCAGUCCCAUGGCAUCCAAGCGCGCGAGGUCCGGCUGAUGAGGAACAAAUCCUCAGGUCAGAGCCGGGGCUUCGCCUUCGUCGAGUUUAGUCACUUGCAGGACGCUACACGAUGGAUGGAAGCCAAUCAGCACUCGCUCAGCAUCCUGGGCCAGAAGGUGUCCAUGCACUACAGCGACCCCAAGCCCAAGAUCAAUGAGGACUGGCUGUGUAACAAGUGUGGCGUCCAGAACUUCAAACGCCGUGAGAAGUGCUUCAAAUGCGGUGUGCCCAAGUCAGAGGCAGAGCAGAAGCUGCCCCUGGGUGCCAGGCUGGAUCAGCAGACGCUGCCGCUGGGUGGACGGGAGCUGAGCCAAGGCCUGCUCCCCUUGCCACAGCCCUACCAGGCCCAGGGAGUGCUGGCCUCCCAGUCCCUGUCCCAGGGCUCAGAGCCAAGCUCCGAGAACGCCAACGACACCAUCAUUUUGCGCAACCUGAACCCACACAGCACCAUGGACUCCAUCCUGGGGGCCCUGGCACCCUACGCAGUGCUAUCCUCCUCCAACGUCCGAGUCAUCAAGGACAAGCAGACGCAACUGAACCGCGGCUUCGCCUUCAUCCAGCUCUCCACCAUCGAGGCAGCUCAGCUGCUACAGAUCCUGCAGGCCCUGCACCCGCCGCUCACCAUCGAUGGCAAGACCAUCAACGUUGAGUUUGCAAAGGGUUCUAAGAGGGACAUGGCCUCCAACGAAGGCAGCCGCAUCAAUGCUGCCUCUGUGGCCAGCACUGCCAUUGCUGCGGCCCAGUGGGCCAUCUCACAGGCCUCCCAGGGUGGGGAGGGUGCCUGGGCCACCACUGAGGAAUCAUCGGUGGACUACAGCUACUAUCAACAGGAUGAGGGCUAUGGCGGCAGCCAGGGCACAGAGUCCUCCCUCUAUGCCCAUGGCUACCUCAAGAGCGCCAAGGGUCCUGGCAUGACUGGAACCAAAGGGGACCCAGCUGGAGCAGGUGCCGAGGCCUCCCUAGAGCCGGGAGCAGACUCUGUGUCACUGCAGGCUUUCUCCCGCGCCCAAGCUGGUGCCACCCCUGGCAUCUACCAGCAGGCGGCAGCCGAGGCCAGUGGCAGCCAGAGCGCUGCUGCCAACAGCCAGUCAUACACCAUCAUAUCGCCUGCUGUGCUCAAAUCUGAGCUCCAGAGCCCCACCCAUCCCAGCUCUGCCCUGCCACCAGCCACCAGCCCCACUGCCCAGGAGUCCUACAGCCAGUACCCUGUUCCUGACGUCUCCACCUACCAGUACGAUGAGACAUCCGGCUACUACUAUGAUCCUCAGACUGGCCUCUACUACGAUCCCAACUCCCAGUAUUACUACAAUGCUCAGAGCCAGCAAUACCUGUACUGGGAUGGGGAGAGGCGGACCUACGUUCCUGCCCUGGAGCAGUCGGCCGACGGGCAUAAGGAGACAGGGGCGCCUUCCAAGGAGGGCAAAGAGAAGAAGGAGAAGCACAAGACCAAGACGGCCCAGCAGAUCGCCAAGGACAUGGAGCGCUGGGCCCGCAGUCUCAACAAGCAGAAAGAAAACUUCAAAAACAGCUUCCAGCCUAUCAGCUCCCUGCGGGACGAUGAGAGGCGGGAGUCAGCCACCGCAGAUGCGGGCUACGCCAUCCUGGAGAAGAAGGGAGCACUCGCUGAGAGGCAGCACACCAGCAUGGAUCUCCCGAAACUGGCCAGCGACGACCGCCCAAGCCCACCCCGAGGGUUGGUGGCCGCCUACAGCGGUGAGAGUGACAGUGAGGAGGAGCAGGAGCGAGGGGGCCCGGAGCGGGAAGAGAAGCUCACAGACUGGCAGAAGCUGGCCUGCCUGCUCUGCCGGCGCCAGUUCCCCAGCAAGGAGGCGCUCAUCCGGCACCAGCAGCUCUCCGGGCUCCACAAGCAAAACCUUGAGAUUCAUCGGCGAGCGCACCUGUCAGAAAAUGAACUAGAAGCACUUGAGAAGAAUGACAUGGAGCAAAUGAAGUACCGGGACCGGGCAGCCGAACGCAGAGAGAAGUAUGGCAUCCCUGAGCCGAGGCCCAUGCCCAGGGCCAGGUGGGGGGCUUGGGGCCAGCAGGCCAGUCACUCACACUGUGCUGCUGUCCCCUGCAGAGACUUUGAGCAGCCCACGCGGGAUGGUCUGGGCAGUGACAACAUCGGCAGUCGCAUGCUCCAGGCCAUGGGCUGGAAAGAGGGCAGUGGCCUGGGUCGCAAGAAGCAGGGCAUUGUGACCCCCAUUGAGGCCCAGACACGGGUGCGGGGCUCCGGUUUGGGUGCCCGAGGCAGCUCCUAUGGGGUCACCUCCACCGAGUCCUACAAGGAAACAUUGCACAAGACAAUGGUGACCCGCUUUAAUGAGGCCCAGUGAGGACCUGUGAGAGCUACUUCGACAGCUCUGCUCCUACCAGCCCGGGACGGGAAGAAUGACAUGUCUGCUGUUCUGAGCAGGGCUCUGCACCUGUCCACCAGCCCACUCCCCAGCCAGACAGGCCCUGACCACGUCAGACUUUGAGUUGGUGACUUGUUGGAAAACUGGGCUAGGAUCGAGUUCUUUUUGUAAUAAAAGCUGAAAAGUC